This is a messenger RNA of Callithrix jacchus (white-tufted-ear marmoset), 6397 nucleotides long. RefSeq names its product inositol polyphosphate-5-phosphatase B (gene INPP5B). Gene Ontology annotation, biological process: phosphatidylinositol dephosphorylation; signal transduction. Gene Ontology annotation, cellular component: membrane; cytosol. The record is from RefSeq and is a predicted model, not a curated record. Gene Ontology annotation, molecular function: inositol-1,4,5-trisphosphate 5-phosphatase activity; phosphatidylinositol-4,5-bisphosphate 5-phosphatase activity. NCBI's taxonomy places the organism in Eukaryota, Metazoa, Chordata, Mammalia, Primates, Cebidae.
AUUAGGGAGCUGUCCUCCCUCAGAGCUGCAUGGCUUUCUCCGUCUACCUGGAAUGGUUAGCUCAGCAGUAGGAUCUGGCUGGAGCUAGACCAGCUGGGAGCCAGGCUGCCUGGGUCAAGCAAGCUUGAUACCCUCAGCUCUACAUGAUGCCAACAUCAAGGGUAGCCACUGGAACUUUCCAUACCUCCAUGAUGUGCCCCUUUGUUUCUGGCCACCCCGUAUGUUCACUAGGGACUCACUGAUCUUGUGGGCAGGGAGUUAAGGGUCCAAGGAGGUUGAGCUCAGCCUAUGACCCACUUAACACUUUCUGCCUUUGGGUGGGGAAAAGGGGGACAAAGGGAAGAUGAAUGGUCCCACCUCUUGCAGCUGAAACGCUCCAGCUCAGUUUACACUGCAGGCUGCAGCCAGGCCUUUGAAGCAGGGACCUCCCAAUGUCAUGAGGCUGUGGCUCUGCCCUGCUAUCAGGAGUGCUGUCGAGCUUCAAACUCGGGCAGCUGCCUCCAGCUGGGUGGGAACCUUCACUUCAACCAGGCAUCCCCUGGGGCCACCAGAAGCCCCCUGCACUGGGCCCUGGCUGUGGCUACACUGCUGCUCCUCCACUCUGCCCUGCUUCUGUUCCUGCUCCCCUAGCUGGGCCCAGCAGAGUUCAGGAGUAGCCACCAAGAAGACCCUGUAGGUCCUACAAGCCUUCAGGCUCACCUCCAGCUCUGAUUCCUGUAGUUGCAUCUUUAGAAAAGGGCUUUAUCAAGUCCAUAGCUCUGGGCUUAAGGCUCCUCACUUCUCCCCUUCUAGGGCCUAGACCUGACCACAGAACCCUCUACGGGGGCAGGGCCUUAGCCCUAAUCUCAAGGAGAGAUAGGGUUUGUCUGGAAAAAUAGAAAACCUCCUGCCUGACCCCCACCCAGUGGGAGGACCCCAAAAUCCUACAGGGACAGUUUCUUCAUCAUAAAAAACACCCAGCCCCAUCUACUUUCCCCAGACCCCCACCCCCAGGCUUUGACACUAAAAGCAGGGCUGGAAUUGGGGUUCCUCUGCUUCUCUGCAAUGGCCUGCCCCUUGAUCCUAAGGGUCUGAGUCAAUCCCCUUUCCCCUCAUCCUCCACAUGACUUUGAAACUGAAUUCAAAUAAACUUGAGCUCCAUUUGUACUGUGGAUGUUUCCAGGAAAAGGAAUGGAUUGAGAAGAAGGCAAUGCCUGUUUCUGGAAGGGGCUUACAUAUGCAAAGUUGAACUGGUCAUUAGGACUACCACUUCACUUGAGGAAAGAGGAGGGGACCCUGGUCACAAAUCACAACAGUCACCCCUCUCCCAGCACUGAAGGCCCAUUCCUUCAGUUUGGGUCAAAGCUUGAGAGAAGGUGUAUUUAUUAAAAUAGUUUAUUAAGUAAUUCACUAACUCAGUGGAUAACUGUGUGCCAGAAACUGCUGGUAUGUUGAGGAAAAGGCGUCGUCCUGUCCAAAGGGAGCUUACAGCUUGAUUAAAUGGGUAACAGGCCAAGAGAGAAUGAUAGUAUUCCUUAUCUGAGCUGGGUGAACAAUUACAGGUCACUGCAGUCUUGAACUCCUGGGCUCAAGUAAUCCUCCCACCUCAGCCUCCCAAGUAGCUGGGACUACAGGCAUGCACCACUACAUCCAGCUAAAUUUUUUAAAAAAAUUUUGUAGAGAUGGGGUCUCAAACUCCUGGCCUCAAGUGAUCCUCCCUCCUUAGCCUCCCAAAGUGCCAGGAUUACAGGCAUGAGCCACCAUGCCCAGUCCCUGCACUGGCCCUGUUUGUCCAUCUGAGGUAACCUCCUUAUCUUAGAUGGGAAAACUGAGGCCCAAGGGGAGAAAGGUCUUGGCCAAGGUCAUACAGCCAGGUGGAUCAAGGGAAGGACAUUGCCAGACAGGAACAAUAUCAUACCCUUUACAAAGUGUGUUCACACCCAGUAGCCUUAAACAGCCCUGUGUGAAAGGAGGGCUGAAUGGGGUGGUAUAAGUGGCCCAGGAGUUGCAGUCAGACUUUCAGUGGAGUCCCAGUGUUGCCACCUGCUAGCUGCAAGACUUAAUGUCAAACUGCUUUAAGUUUUUUACCCUCUCCAAGGCUCAGUUUCUCCACCUGGAAAAUGGAUGUAAUGGUUCUUCAUGGUCGGGUUUUCUCUCCAUUUAGCUAGGAGAGGGUAGUUAUUUUAGGGGAAGAGUUUCAGUAGAGGUCUGAGCUCUCUACCCUGGAGUGAGAAGAGCUGAAAUGGAGCUAAGUAGAAAAUAAAAAUGCAUUAUUUUCUUCCCCUAAGAUAAAGUGUGGCCAUUUUCCUUCUGGGCAGGAAGCUCUGGCCCCAUGACUUAGAGGGCUGGGGAUGAGUGUGAGGACAAUCAUUAGAAAACUUUUCUGGAAUAGGAGCCCAGUGUACCCCAGGACCUAAGGGGUUAACGGGAAUGGAGAGGUUCCCCACCCCACGAUUGACUCGGGCAUGCUGGGACUUGCAGGCUGACUGACCCCCCCGUGUGGCGCAGGGGCUGGAGGGAAAUGUAGUCAUUAUCCCAGACCCUGGGGCAGUGGUGUCCCGUGCGCCGUGCGGUGACAGUUCAGGAGUGCCCCCAGAUGGUGAAAUCUACAUCCUUGGCUCAGAUGUGACUGUCCAGCUCGACACAGCGGAGCUUAGCCUCAUCUUCCAGCUACCCUUUGGUUCACAAACCAGGAUGUUCCUCCACGAAGUUGCCAGGGCCUGUCCAGGCUUCGAUUCUGCGACCCGGGAUCCUGAAUUCCUGUGGCUGACUCGGUACAGGCGCCCAGAGCCGGAGCCUGAGCUGCCAACGCCGCUAGAUUGUAACUCGGCCGCAGGUACCUGGCUAGGGUGCGCGACAAUUGGCGGAGGUGGUUCUAACUUUGAUGGUUUGAGGCCAGAUGGGAAGGGACUGCCUAUGGACCAAAACCCCAGUGAUCAAGAUAAACCAGAAAGCUUGCAACCAAGACAGAAUAAAUCCAAGUCCCAAAUUACUGACAUGGUUCGGUCCUCCACUAUCACAGUCUCAGACAAGGCUCAUAUUUUAUCCAUGCAGAAGUUUGGACUGCGAGAUACAAUUGUGAAAUCACAUCUACUACAGAAAGAAGAGGAUUAUACCUACAUCCAGAACUUCAGGUUUUUUGUGGGAACAUACAAUGUAAAUGGACAGUCCCCCAAAGAAUGCCUCCGGCCCUGGCUGAGCGAAGGUAUUGAGGCCCCAGAUGUCUAUUGUGUAGGGUUCCAGGAACUUGAUCUGAGUAAGGAAGCAUUUUUCUUUCAUGAUACCCCAAAGGAGGAAGAGUGGUUUAAAGCUGUGUCAGAGGGUCUUCAUCCAGAUGCCAAAUAUGCAAAGGUGAAGCUCAUCCGACUGGUUGGGAUUAUGCUGCUGUUAUAUGUCAAACGGGAGCAUGCAGCAUAUAUUUCAGAAGUGGAAGCUGAGACUGUGGGGACAGGAAUCAUGGGGAGGAUGGGCAACAAGGGAGGUGUGGCGAUCAGGUUCCAGUUCCACAACACUAGCAUCUGCGUUGUAAAUUCUCACUUGGCAGCCCACACUGAAGAGAAUGCGAGGAGGAACCAGGACUAUAAGGACAUUUGUUCUCGAAUGCAGUUUUAUCAGCUUGACCCAAGCCUUCCACCUCUUACCAUCAGCAAGCACGAUGUGAUCUUGUGGCUGGGGGACCUCAACUACAGGAUAGAAAACAUGGAUGUGGAAAAAGUGAAAAAGCUCAUCGAAGAGAAGGACUUUCAAACCCUGUAUGAAUAUGAUCAGCUGAAAAUUCAGGUGGACAAAAAGACUGUCUUUGAAGGCUUCACAGAGGGUGAGCUCACAUUCCAGCCUACUUAUAAAUAUGAUACGGGCUCUGACGACUGGGAUACCAGUGAGAAGUGCCGUGCUCCUGCCUGGUGUGACCGGAUCCUCUGGAAAGGGAAGAACAUCACUCAGCUGAGCUACCAGAGCCACAUGGCCCUGAAGACCAGUGACCAUAAGCCUGUCCACUCACUGUUUGACAUCGGGGUGAGGGUAAUAAAUGAUGAGCUUUACCGGAAGACUCUAGAGGAAAUUGUUCGCUCCCUGGAUAAGAUGGAAAAUGCCAACAUUCCUUCUGUGUCCCUGUCCAAGCGAGAGUUCUGUUUUCAGAAUGUCAAGUACAUGCAAUUGCAAGUAGAAUCCUUUACAAUUCAUAAUGGACAAGUACCCUGUCAUUUUGAAUUCAUCAACAAGCCUGAUGAAGAGUCUUACUGCAAGCAGUGGCUAAAUGCCAACCCCAGCAGAGGCUUCCUCCUGCCAGAUUCUGACAUUGAGAUUGAAUUGGAGCUCUUCGUAAAUAAGACCACAGCUACAAAGCUCAACUCUGGUGAAGACAAAAUUGAGGACAUUCUGGUUUUGCACUUGGACAGGGGAAAGGAUUACUUUUUGCCUGUGUCUGGGAACUACCUGCCCAGCUGUUUCGGGUCUCCCAUUCAUACACUGUGUUACAUGAGAGAGCCAAUCUUAGACCUGCCACUUGAAACUAUUAGUAAGCUGACUCUGAUGCCAAUACAGACUGAAGGUAAUGGGAGCCAGUUGGAGAGACCCUUGGAAAUCCCCAAAGAGCUCUGGAUGAUGGUUGAUUACCUGUACCGAAAUGCUGUCCAGCAGGAAGAUCUGUUUCAGCAACCGGGCCUGAGGUCAGAAUUUGAACAUAUCAGGGACUACUUGGAUACUGGAAUGAUUGAUAACCUCUCUGCCAGCAAUCAUUCUGUAGCUGAAGCCCUGCUGCUUUUCUUGGAGAGCCUUCCAGAGCCUGUCAUCUGUUACAGCGCCUACCAUAACUGCUUGGAGUGUUCUGGCAACUACACAGCAAGCAAGCAGGUCAUUUCUACUCUCCCCACAUUCCACAACAAUGUCUUCAAAUACUUGAUGGCGUUUUUGCAAGAACUGCUGAAAAAUUCAGCAAAAAAUCAUUUGGAUGAGAAUAUUCUAGCUAGCAUAUUUGGCAGCUUAUUGCUUCGAAACCCAGCUGGUCACCAAAAGCUUGAUAUGAUGGAGAAGAAGAAGGCUCAAGAAUUUAUUCACCAGUUCCUUUGCAACCCACUCUGAGCCUCUCUCUUCCAUUUUACUUAAGGCAGCCAAUUACCAGCCCCACCUGUUUCAGCUCAAGAGCUGUCUUAAGAUAAUUAUGUGAGGCUACUUGGUAGCAAGAAUGGCAGCUGUUUCCUGAGCCUAGUGCCCCGACUAAGUCCACCAUUGGUUAGCACACUCAGUGCUGUGAGUCAUGAAGACGUAGGAGAAAAUCCACCAUAAUAAAACUGACAUUCAAUUAUCAACUUUAGUUAUUUAACACAGAUUGAGAGCUUUUUUUUUUUUUUUUUUUUUUGAGAAGGAGUUUCACUCGUUACCCAGGCUGGAGUUCAAUGGUGCCAUCUCGGCUCACUGCAACCUCCCCCACCUUAGUUCAAGCAAUUCUCCUGCGUCAGCCACCUGAGUAGCUGGGAUUACAGGCACCUGCCACCACGCCCGGCUAAGUUAUUGUAUUUUUAGUAGAGAUGGGUUUUCACCAUGUUGGCCAGGCUGGCUCAAACACAUGGCCUCAGGUGAUUCACCAGCCUCAGCCUCCCAAAGUGUUGGGAUUACAUGCUUGAGCCACCACUUCAGGCUUUUUUUUUUUUUUUUAAUUUAAGAUGUUUUAAAAUAACUACUUGUACUCACCCACCCUACCUCUGGGGCGUAGUUGGUGCCUUCCCUGUAGCCUGGGGUGAUAUCCUCACGAUCAGAUAUUUGAAGGAACUUUGGAGUCCUGAAAGGACUAUGACUUGGACGGCAAGAAUGCAGGCAGAAACUGCUGGAUAAAAUAGACUACAGCCACCCCAGAUACUUUCAGUGCUGGGUCUGAGGAUAUGUGUAUAUGCACAGGCAAACUCUACCCCCAUUCCUGCUCAGAUAAUGGCUCGAUAACUCUGAGACUGGCUGCUCAACCUCUAAGGGCAAUAAAGGUGUUUAAAAAAUUAAAAUAACCAGGCGCAGUGGCUCAAGCCUGUAAUCUCAGCACUUGGGGAGAUUGAGGUGGGAGGACUGCUAGAGACCAGGAGUUUGCGACCAGCCUGGGUAACACAAGGAGACCUCAUCUCUACAAAAUAUUUUUGAAAAUUAGCUGGGUGUGGUGAUGCAUGCCUGUGGUCCCAGUUACUUGGGAGGCUGAUGUGGGUGGAUCACUUGAACACAGGAGUUUGAGGGUGCAGUGAGCUAUGACCACAUCACUGUACUCCAGCCUGGGUGACAAAGGGAGACUCUGUCUCUAAAAAUUAAAUGUAAAAUCACUGAAGAAAUGAGUGUUCAAUGAAACAAGUGGGAUUUUCUGGGUCAGCAAGUCUUCCAAAUUGUAUAUGAUGCAUCCCCUCUCAUGUAAUAUAUUUUAAUGAUAAAUGUAUUUUUAACAGUG